Oppiella nova is the source of this 1583-nucleotide messenger RNA. NCBI's taxonomy places the organism in Eukaryota, Metazoa, Arthropoda, Arachnida, Sarcoptiformes, Oppiidae. The record is from the annotation of a GenBank genome assembly.
CGAAACCAUUCAUCAGUUUUUGACAAUCAAUGCAAACAUUUGUCGACAAAAAUCGCAUGUUUUCACUGAAAAUAGUGUUAAAUAAAUAAAUAAAUGAUAUUUAAAUCGGUUUUAAAACUGUUGACAAAAAACAUAUAAAUAUCAGCGAAAAAGGCAUUAGUAUUACAAGACAUGAGCGCAAUAUCUUCACCAGAGUUACCAUCGAUGCCGUUAUCGAAGUAGCGAUCAAAUGAAUGGUUUCGAGGGAUUAGCAGAUAAUGAGAUUCAAGGCGUUGCUAAUCCUCCCAAUCAUUAGUAUUAUCGGUCUUUCACUGAGUGUCCAGUUCUUGAGCGCUAUAUUCCUGCAGCUAUUCCUCCGCACUAUCGGCAGACAUAAGACACCGCACAAGACAUCACCGCAAGAGCGGCAACCAGAGGGUGACGAGAGCUCCGACACCACAGAGGGGGACGGGAUGUGGAAAUGCCGUAAAUGCCAGAAAGCCGUCUUUUUCGCUGAGAGGAAGUGCUCGUUAGGCUAUGACUGGCAUCCGGAGUGUCUGACGUGUCACGAGUGCGGCAAACGUCUGAAUCCCGGACAACACGCAGAGCACAAAAGCAUUCCCUACUGUUAUAUCCCAUGUUAUGGCGCACUCUUUGGACCACAACUUUACGGUCAUGGGUCUCGAGUUGAAUCUCAUUCCAGUUUUGGCCAAAAAUCGCGACUAAAUUCGGACCAAAUGUCGGAUAAGAUAUUAGAGACAAAACUCAAAGAAUACAACCAAUACUACGAGGGAAAGGGGAAUACCAUUCAAUACCGCGAGAGGAACGGGAAGUUCAUAUUAGAGGGUUCGGUGCGGAUCUAUUGGGACGUCUCUAAUGUCAUACAACUCAAGGAAGACAAUGACGACCGGGUAUUCAUACGGCGCCGCAGUUACUACAACCCUAACCCCCGGCGCAAGACAUCCACCAAGAGUUUGAUGGUCUUCGACGACAACCAAAGCAUUAGUUCCACAUCCAGUCCCGACUCCAGUAGCCAACAGUCCAGCCAACAGACCAGUCCCACGACCAGCGAUGGCACGUCCAGUCUGUCCAGUCCGUCGUCCACUACUGAGGGACGGACGGCCAGUCCUGACGACAAUCAGCGUAAGUAUCGGACGCUUCCCAUCCGGGGCUCCGAAAGUGCCAAAGAAUUGCGCGAAGAGUUGCGCCGUUCGUCCAAAUCCUUCGACGACGAGUACGUCCAACAGAUAUCCGACUCGAAGGCUAAACAACAACAACAACAGCAAAGUCUUCUGCAAACGCCAAAUGCAAACACCGGUGACCAGGAGGUGGUGCUCCGGAGGACUUGUAAUCUGAGGCGUUCCCGCAUUAAGUUGAAGCGCCGGUGCUCUAUAAACGGCCACUUUUAUAAUAGAGAGACGAGUACAUUCACUCCGGCUCACGGGUCGGUCACCAGUGUAUUCAUAUCUAGUCUACUGAAUGCACCGGAAGUUAUAAACCUAUUGCUGGAUAAGUUCAAAGUAACGAAUAAAGCCCAAGACUUUUCCCUCUUUGUUCUCAGAGAUAACGGAGAAUGCAAACGACUUCAAGACAAUGAGUUCCCA